Molecule: messenger RNA, 2352 nt
Organism: Phialemonium atrogriseum
Lineage: Eukaryota; Fungi; Ascomycota; Sordariomycetes; Cephalothecales; Cephalothecaceae
Product: heat shock protein 90
Exons: 1
Coding region: 155-2266 (703 amino acids)
Biological process (GO): protein folding; cellular response to heat; protein stabilization
Cellular component (GO): cytosol; plasma membrane; protein-containing complex
Molecular function (GO): ATP-dependent protein folding chaperone; ATP hydrolysis activity; ATP binding
Source: RefSeq, a predicted model, not a curated record
GGACCGUUUGCCCCAUAUUCCUCCAUAACAACAGAACACCUUGACCCUUUUUUUUCUCCAACUUUUCUCCCCACAAUCUGCCCAAGCUCGAUCCAAACCAGGUUCUGACCAACGAUCUAGAUUUUCACGACCGUUACGACCACAUACCCUCAAGAUGGCUGAGACUUUCGAGUUCCAGGCUGAGAUCUCUCAGCUGCUCUCUCUCAUCAUCAACACUGUCUACUCCAACAAGGAAAUUUUCCUCCGAGAACUUGUCUCCAACGCCUCCGAUGCCCUCGACAAGAUCCGCUAUGAGGCCCUGUCGGACCCCAGCAAGCUGGACUCCUGCAAGGACCUGCGGAUCGACAUCAUCCCGGACAAGGAGAACAAGACCCUCACCAUCCGGGAUACCGGCAUUGGCAUGACCAAGGCCGAUCUCGUCAACAACCUGGGUACCAUUGCCCGCUCCGGUACCAAGCAGUUCAUGGAGGCUCUCACCGCCGGUGCCGAUAUCUCCAUGAUCGGCCAGUUCGGUGUCGGUUUCUACUCCGCCUACCUUGUCGCCGACAAGGUCAAGUUCAUCUCCAAGCACAACGAUGAUGAGCAGUAUGUCUGGGAGUCCAGCGCUGGCGGUACCUUCAGCAUCCACCCCGACACUGAGGGCGAGCCUCUGGGCCGUGGUAGCAAGAUCAUCCUCCACCUGAAGGAUGAGCAGCUUGACUACCUGAACGAGAGCAAGAUCAAGGAGGUCAUCAAGAAGCACUCCGAGUUCAUCUCGUACCCCAUCUACCUCCACGUCCUGAAGGAGACUGAGAAGGAGGUCCCUGACGAGGAGGCCGAGGAGACCACCGAGGAGGGCGACGACAAGAAGCCCAAGAUCGAGGAGGUCGACGAUGAGGACGAAGAGGCCGAGAAGAAGAAGAAGACCAAGAAGGUCAAGGAGACCAAGAUCGAGGAGGAGGAGCUCAACAAGCAGAAGCCCAUCUGGACCCGGAACCCCCAGGACAUCAGCCAGGAGGAGUAUGCCGCCUUCUACAAGUCGCUCUCCAACGACUGGGAGGAUCACCUUGGCGUCAAGCACUUCUCCGUUGAGGGUCAGCUCGAGUUCCGGGCCAUCCUCUACGUCCCCAAGCGGGCUCCCUUCGAUCUCUUCGAGACCAAGAAGACCAAGAACAACAUCAAGCUCUAUGUCCGCCGCGUCUUCAUCACCGACGACGCCACCGAUCUCGUCCCCGAGUGGCUGAGCUUCGUCAAGGGUGUCGUCGAUUCUGAGGAUCUUCCUCUCAACCUGUCUCGUGAGACCCUCCAGCAGAACAAGAUCAUGAAGGUUAUCAAGAAGAACAUUGUCAAGAAGUCGCUUGAGCUCUUCAAUGAGAUCGCCGAGGACAAGGAGCAGUUCGACAAGUUCUACAGCGCCUUCUCCAAGAACCUCAAGCUGGGCAUCCACGAGGACUCUCAGAACCGCCCCGUCCUUGCCAAGCUCCUCCGCUUCAACUCGACCAAGUCCGGCGAUGAGCAGACCUCGCUCACCGACUACGUCACCCGCAUGCCCGAGCACCAGAAGAACGUGUACUACAUCACCGGCGAGUCCAUCAAGGCCGUCUCCCAGUCACCCUUCCUUGACUCGCUCAAGGCCAAGGAUUUCGAGGUCCUGUUCCUGGUCGACCCCAUUGAUGAGUAUGCCAUGACCCAGCUCAAGGAGUUCGAGGGCAAGAAGCUCGUCGACAUCACCAAGGACUUCGAGCUUGAGGAGACCGAGGAGGAGAAGACAGCCCGCGAGGCCGAGGAGAAGGAGUACGAGGAUGUCGCUAAGGCUCUCAAGAACAUCCUCGGCGACAAGGUCGAGAAGGUCGUCGUCUCUCACAAGCUUGUGGGUGCGCCUUGCGCUAUCCGCACCGGUCAGUUCGGCUGGUCGGCCAACAUGGAGCGUAUCAUGAAGGCUCAGGCUCUCCGUGACACCUCGAUGAGCAGCUACAUGUCGUCUAAGAAGACCUUUGAGAUCUCUCCCAAGAGCGCCAUCAUCAAGGAGCUCAAGAAGAAGGUCGAGGCCGACGGUGAGAACGACAAGACGGUUAAGUCCAUUGUCCAGCUCCUGUUCGAGACCUCGCUGCUCGUCUCCGGCUUCACCAUUGAGGAGCCCGCCAGCUUCGCCGAGCGCAUCCACAAGCUGGUUUCCCUCGGCCUGAACCUCGACGAGGAGCCCGAGGCUGCCGCGGAGGCUCCUGCCGCUGCUGCCGAUGCCCCGGCGGCUGAGACCGGUGACAGCGCCAUGGAGGAGGUCGACUAAGCGGUUCGCGUGGUUUAAGCGAUUGGGAUUAGAGGAGAGUAAAAAGUGCUUUGGAGUGGAGUUGGAAGGUUCUAGGCUUCGGUACU